This is a messenger RNA of Hypoxylon trugodes, 1077 nucleotides long. RefSeq names its product UbiA prenyltransferase. NCBI's taxonomy places the organism in Eukaryota, Fungi, Ascomycota, Sordariomycetes, Xylariales, Hypoxylaceae. Gene Ontology annotation, biological process: ubiquinone biosynthetic process. Gene Ontology annotation, molecular function: 4-hydroxybenzoate polyprenyltransferase activity. Gene Ontology annotation, cellular component: mitochondrial inner membrane. The record is from RefSeq and is a predicted model, not a curated record. The coding region runs from base 1 to 1077 and encodes 358 amino acids. The transcript has a single exon.
AUGAACGAGAAGACGAGUAACGGAAACGCAAAACCUCACGACUCGGCCGAGAAGACGGCUCCAAGUUCCUUCCAGAACAAUGCCCUCGCGCAACAAUAUGGCGGCGGGCAUGCUGGCGGCUGGGUCGGGCGUCUUCCUGCGUCAUGGGUGCCGUAUGUUCAGCUAACGCGGCUGAGCCCGCCAGCAGCCCUCUUCCUAAUCUAUUUCCCUCACUUCUUCGGUAUCAUGCUUGCUGCUAUUAUCCAACGAUCGCCCGUGUCACAAGUCCUAUACGCAGGUGUUAUAAUGCUUGGCGGAAGUUUCUUCUUUUCCAACGCAGCCCACGGCUGGAACGACCUUAUCGACGCCCCCAUCGACAAAUCCAUUGCCCGCACGAGUAAGCGACCUAUCCCUCGCGGCGCUAUCUCUCCCCGAGCCGCCUUCAUUUUCACGGUAACCCAAGCCAUUGGCGCGGCUUCCUUCCUGCUCCUCAUGCCGCAAGGAAGUGCCAUAUACGCCGCCCCAAAUAUUAUCGGCACGUUCUACUAUCCCUGGGCUAAACGACACACAAACUUCGCCCAGAUAGUACUCGGGUUCUGUCUAGCUUGGGGUAUAAUGAUGGGAUCUUGCGCAAUGGGGCUUAAGCCCUUCACUGGAGGACCUUUCGGUGCAGAAAGCGAGUGGAAACAGACCUUCUGGGCAGAGCCAUCGAUUACGAGCUUGUUACUCGCAAGUGUCCUCUGGACAGUAAUAUACGAUACUAUCUACGCGCAUCAGGAUGUCAAGGACGAUAUUAAGGUAGGAUUAAAGAGCAUCGCCGUUCUUUUUAGAGAUCGCACGAAGCCGUUACUGUGGUUGUCUCUUGGAUGUAUGGUUGCGCUACUAUAUACGUGUGGUAGCUUGCUUAAUAUGGGAAUACCAUUCCAUGCGAUGGCUGGUGGAGGGUCUCUACUAUCAUUAGGCGCUAUGAUCGCCAAUGUCGAGCUCAAAGAUUCUGCAAGUUGCUGGUGGUGGUUUAGAUACGGGUUCUGGCUAGCAGGAGGAGCAAUUGCGGGAGGGUUGCUUUCCGAGUAUGUACUCAUCAGACCAAGCUUUUAA